AAACUGAUUCCCCCUUUGAUAGUGUAGCUGCCCUGCGCACAACCUCUGCGCAGUAGAAACACAUGUGGGUACGGCUUAGGAGAUUUUCGUGCAGUAUUAGGAUCUGAGCCAAUAUGAGCAAGGAAAAGCUUGGAGACCUGGCCGGCAGGAUGGGGAAAGCCCCCAAGGGCCUGGGGACGGGGAUGAAGCUACUGGCGGCCGCUGCUGCACUUGGCUACGGUGUACAACAGGCCAUGUAUACAGUGGAUGGUGGUCACCGUGCUAUCAUCUUCAGUAGGAUAGGAGGUAUACAGGACAGCAUUUACACUGAGGGACUCCACUUCAGAAUUCCCUGGUUCCAGUAUCCCAUCAUAUAUGACAUCCGCAGCAGACCACGUAUUAUAUCAUCCCCCACUGGCAGCAAGGAUUUGCAGAUGGUGCAGAUUUCCCUCCGUGUUUUGCACCGCCCCAAUGCCAUGACGCUUCCACGCAUGUACCAACAUCUGGGAUUGGACUAUGAUGAGAGGUUGCUCCCGUCCAUUGCCAAUGAGGUUCUGAAGAGUGUUGUGGCCAAGUUCAAUGCAUCUCAGCUCAUCACACAGCGUCAACAGGUGAGUCUUUUGGUUAGAAGGGAGCUUACAGAGAGAGCAAAGGACUUCAAUGUCAUCCUGGAUGAUGUGGCCAUCACUGAACUGUCCUUCGGCAAGGAGUACACUGCUGCUGUGGAGGCCAAGCAAGUUGCUCAGCAGGAGGCGCAGCGUGCACAGUUUAUUGUGGAGAAGGCCAAGCAGGAGCGUCAACAGAAGGUUGUCCAGGCGGAGGGUGAAGCCCAGGCUGCAAAGAUGAUCGGCCAGGCUAUUUCUCAGAACCCUGGGUACCUCAAGCUGCGAAGGAUCAGAGCAGCUCAAAGUAUCGCCAGAACAAUUUCCCAGUCCCAGAACCGAGUGUACCUGAACGCUUCCUCUCUCAUGCUGAACCUCGGAGAGGAGGACCUGAAGGCCUCUGCCGAAGGCUUAAAGAUGAAGUAAUCAGACUUCAGCCUGGCCACAUCUGUAUACAGAUUCCCAUUCCUGAGUUCUACAUUUAUUAAGCUUUAGGCAGAAUUAUUGUAUGAAGUCCCCAAUACUGAUAAUGUACUAAUACCAUUAGACAUAGUGAGAUGUACAUUGCAAACGUUUGCUACACUAUUGCUGUAUCAUGCUUUAUGUCCUUCAGUUGAUCAUGCUAAGUUCUCAACUCAUGACAGAAUAUAAUGGAUUUUUGCAUCAUUGACGUUAUGACUACUUCAUAUCUUAAAGCGUGACCUUGACGUAACAAAGAAUUGGAGACUGAAGUCAUACUCUUUGUGUCAAAGGAAAUUUUGCAAUGUCUAGUCUAUGGGUGACAUUAGUGACGUAAAGACUUACCAGUCAGAGAGAAUAUUGUAUUAGAUAUAUUCCUGAAUGAAGUUUACGAAGUUACCGGUACUACAAGUCAACAGAGGCUUUGUGACAACUUGUGUGGGUCAAAAUCAUGAAUAAACCUUGCCGUUGAGACUAUGUU
Molecule: messenger RNA, 1521 nt
Organism: Branchiostoma floridae (Florida lancelet)
Lineage: Eukaryota; Metazoa; Chordata; Leptocardii; Amphioxiformes; Branchiostomatidae
Product: prohibitin-2-like
Exons: 11
Coding region: 114-1007 (297 amino acids)
Biological process (GO): mitochondrion organization
Cellular component (GO): mitochondrion; membrane
Source: RefSeq, a predicted model, not a curated record